Tigriopus californicus is the source of this 1024-nucleotide messenger RNA. Its product is annotated as failed axon connections homolog. Lineage: Eukaryota; Metazoa; Arthropoda; Copepoda; Harpacticoida; Harpacticidae. The record is from RefSeq and is a predicted model, not a curated record. Bases 72 to 962 code for a protein of 296 amino acids. Gene Ontology annotation, cellular component: cytoplasm. The transcript has a single exon.
UACGCUCACAGACAGGCCAGUAGCGGAUACCCAGUGUCCAGAACUGGCCCUAAGCGAGAGCACGUGUCGAAAUGGAGGAAAUUAAGGUUCAAGUGAAAGAGAACUGGAAGCCAUUUUGUUCUAUUGGAUUAGGAUUACUCGGCACGGGAUAUGUGCUAAUCAGGAGCAAACAAUGGUACACCAAGCGAUUGUUACGAAAAAAGUGGGACAGUCUUCCCAAGGACACCGUUUACCUGCAUCAGUUUCACAGAUCUGCUACUUGUCCAAGCCCAUCGCCGUAUGUAUUGAAAUUGGAGUCCUACCUAAGAGCCACUCAAAUACCGUAUACAACUGGCUUUGACCAAGCUCAAGGUCCCAAGGGCAAAGCUCCGUGGAUGACCAUUAACGGACAUGAUUUAUCGGAUUCACAAUUAUGUAUCAAUUUCUUGAACGAUAAAUUCGACAAAGAUCUGGAUAGCCAUCUAUCUGCGGAGCAAAAAGCGACUUCUCAUUGCGUUCGGAUCAUGAUAGAGGAGCAUUACAUGUGGGCCUUUGCCAUGGAUCGGUACGUCUUUUCCAAUCAAGACUUCACCAAAUGGUUGGUUCUGCCUGGGAUUCCAAAAUGUUUGAUCAAUUCUUUGGUAAAGAUGUUCUCAUCCAUGGUGAAGAAGGGGGCCUAUGUUCAAGGGAUUGGUAGGCACAACCGUAAAGACAUUGAGGCCUUUGGACUCACCGAUCUGGGCUUCGUUUCGACCAUCCUUGGGAAUAAGAAGUAUCUGUUCAGUGAUGAGCGGCUUUCGGAAGUGGAUCUGAUCAUAUUUGCUACGGUGGCCGAGAUUCUCACGUGCUCGCCGGAUUCCAGUAUUUACGCCAUCGCCAUAAAGAAUGAUUUUCCCAACCUUGAGCGGCAUUUUCUUAUGAUGAAAAAUCAAUUAUGGCCAGAUUGGGAGAAUCCCAAAAAUGAAAUGAUGGAAAAGGAAUGAUGUAUUGCAAGUAUUCAAUGUCAAUGGGUGUACCUAAAAAGGAAAUAUACACUAAACUUUUA